Molecule: messenger RNA, 2714 nt
Organism: Sycon ciliatum
Lineage: Eukaryota; Metazoa; Porifera; Calcarea; Leucosolenida; Sycettidae
Product: mastermind-like protein 3
Exons: 1
Coding region: 119-2266 (715 amino acids)
Source: RefSeq, a predicted model, not a curated record
AUCUGGAAACAAGAAUUUUCAAUUCUACAGUGCAGUAUUUUCUUUUGGUGAUGUGUGAAAUACCACUACUGUACAUGUACAUUGCUAGCUUGGAGUGGCAAAGCAGAGGGAAGCAGUCAUGUCGGUGCCCGGCAAUGGUGCGGACUUUUCUGGCAACCGACAAAUGGCAAAGGUAGAGCAUGUGGACCGUACGAACUCUGCCAAUUCUCCUCCGAAUGAGAAGAAUGAAAUUCCUCCUAAAUGGUUCUACAUAUGUUAUAACACCAGACCUAAUGAUCGUCCUCUAGCGUUUGAAGCGUGUGACCUGCGGAGCUUAGAUUCGUGGACCGACCUCUACCUUCAGUGGAGUGUUUUGGAGCGAAGUGACUUGCGAAAUUUGAAGUUGACACGUUGUGAUCUAGAAGGGGCGAAUUUGUGCAAUGUGGACCUGCGCGGAGCGAACCUACGGAACGUCAACUUGAAGAACGCCAUCCUGGACGGAGCCAAAAUUUCACAUGCACAGAUGGUAGGUGUCAGCCUGCAGAAUGCAAGCAUGAAGAACGUGGAGGCGGAGGACUGUCACCUGCUGAAUGUGGAUUUGCGUGGUGCGAACAUCAGCAAUUCCCUAUUUAACCAAAGCAAGCUGGAAGAGGCUAAGAUGACUGAUGUUUCGUGCGAGAAUGCAAGUUUCCGGUUUGCCAAGCUCCUUUGGGUUACGUACAACGAGAGCUGCUUUCUGAAAGCUGACAUGCGUGGUGCUGAAAUCCAGCGGAAAAUCGAGGAAGCGGAAGACCCCAGAACGCAGAAAGUAGACUCUGAUUCGAAGGAAGGACCGAGCACGUCAGCAGCGGUGUCUACAGGCAGCACGCUACUGUCUGCGCCGCUGGCUCUGGAGCAAGGCCCUAGUGUGAACACUCAGAGUGUUGACGGCAUGCGGCCGCAUCCGGGCACGUCGACUUCUGCUAGCAGUGGCACAAACUCGCUCGGUACGAAUACUACUAUGCUGCCCACCUCCAUGCCAAUGGCCGCUUCAACCUCUGUCCCAGCAUAUGAUAUCCGAGCGCCAUCUCUGACUGGCGUGUCGGGCCCUGGCCUGCAUCCAAAUUCUGCUCCUGGAUCGCAAUCCCUUCAGCAAUCCCUUCAGCAACAACAGCCACCGCCACAGCAACAACAGCAGCAGCAACAACAGCAGCAGCAACAACAGCAGCAGCAGCCACAGCAACAACAGCAAAUGCAGCAGUUGCCUCUACAACAGCAGCAGCAGCAAUUGCCUGCCCAGCAGCAGCAGCAAUUGCCUGCCCAGCAGCAGCAGCAAUUGCCUGCGCAGCAGCAGCAGCAGCAGCAAUUGCCUGUGCCUGCUCCCGGUGGUCCUGGCAAUAAUCCUCUUAUUCCGCCGCCAGGUCCGGGUGGGGUCUUGAUGACCAGUGGAGGGGCGAUUCAGCAUUUGAUGCCGCACCCCGGCCCACCCCAACAGCCCCAACAGCCACAGCAGCUACUACCAGGCGUGGGUGGCCCACUCGAGCAGCAGACGAACAUUGUGGAUAACCGCGCUAUGGAGAUGCCGCUCGACCCUAAUCUCCAGCAGCAGCAGCAAAUGCAGCAACAGCAGCAGCCACCGCCACAGCAGUUACAGCAUAUGCCUCAAGUUGCUAUGCACGGUGCCGCUCCACACACAGCCGGUGGCCCUAUGCAGCCGCAGAUGGUGCCGCCACCAGAUCUGAUGAUGGACGAGCACCGGUUCCACGAGGAGCAGGAGCGGGAGCGACAACUGCACGAGGAGCAGGAGCGACGUCGACAGGACGACCAGGGUCGGCUGCACCGCGACGAAAUGGAACGUCUUCGUCACGACCGGCACGACAGGCAUGAUCGACACGAGCGUCGUAGAUCGGAGGACGAUCGGCGACACCGUGGCGAUCAUGCUCGUCGCAACAGGGGUGGUGGCGAUGAUCGACAUCGGGAGCGCAGCGGUGGCGACCGGGACCGAGAUCGCGACAGAGACUUUUCCCCAAUGCGCAAGCGCCCCUACGACGACUCCUUCCUCGGCGGCGGUCCGCCCGGUCCUGGGGGCAAAGGCCCCCGGCCGGACGGUCCAAGAUUUGACAGCGCUCGGCCAGCAUUGCUCGGGGAGUUUCCGAGACCCCCGGGUCCCCGUAUGGCUGGGCCGAAUGGCAUGCAGGCAGGUCCCCCUGGCAUGCACGGCCCUCCGAUGAUGCCCAUGGAUAUCCGAGGUCCUAUGGUCAGGGGUAGUCGUCCACCCAUGUUUGGUCCACGAGGUGGCAUGCCAUAGGCGCGUUCAUUGUGUGUGUGUGUGUGUGUGUGUGUGUGUGUGUGCACAUGUGCGUGUUUGCGUGUGCGGAUGUGUGUGUGCUUGUCUCCAUCUUUGUUUGUCGCCAUAUUGCGCGAUUUGUAUGCCUGACUAUCCUUUCUAACCAGCUUUGCCAGCUUUCGUUCUAUUGCGGUAUUUUGUUCCCCGUGUCAUUGUCCUUUCAUGCUAGGAGCUUUUCUUUGGAACACUUUUUAUGCUGUACAUUUCGCUCGAGAGAUCGUCUUUUCUCUUCUUGUAUUUUGUCCUUGUUCUGCACGUGGUCAGUUGUUUUAUUCUGCCAUUUCUUAUUACUACUAGGUUGUUUUUCAAGCAUGCUCAUACGGCUUCUUUAGUCGGCGAGUUUUUCUUGAGCAAGUUGACACACCGUUAACCGUAUGGCACUGUACAUGUACGGUGCAGAUGAAACGUG